Gastrolobium bilobum is the source of this 1369-nucleotide messenger RNA. RefSeq lists its product as uncharacterized. The record is from RefSeq and is a predicted model, not a curated record. Bases 409 to 1191 code for a protein of 260 amino acids. The transcript has 5 exons. NCBI's taxonomy places the organism in Eukaryota, Viridiplantae, Streptophyta, Magnoliopsida, Fabales, Fabaceae.
UGGGUUGGGAGAGAAAGAAGAAUACCAAAUUAGAAAGUUGACUCUAAAAUGAUUUCAGAUGAGAGAAGAGGUGAGGUAGUUGGGACUCUUGGGAGAGAAAGAGGGACGUAAAAGAGGAAAAUUCCUUUGAGAGGUCCCUGAGAGGCAGAGGAAGCGAAGAAUGCCUGUUGUACGGGAGACAAUGAUUCAGACAUGCGGAGAAAACCUUACCCUCUGUCCAAUACCCAUCUUCUCUAUUUCCAUUGCUUAAAAUAAAAUAAAAACCCUUCAAUAUUCCCACCAAUCACAACUCUUACUACCACUAGCUACUCUCCCUACUUGCUAAACUUGCUACUCCUACUUCCAAGUCUUAAUUAACCAAACCCAAAUUCUCAAAUUCCUCUUCCUUGCCCCUUAAUUUUGAGAAAGAUGCGAAACAUGGCAAGCUCUGCUUCCUCACGAGGCAUUGCAGCCAUCGUCGGUGUGGGACCCAAGCUCGGCCUUUCCAUCGCUCGCAAGUUCGCUCACGAAGGCUACACCGUUGCCAUCCUCGCUCGUGAUUUAGGGAGGUUAUCAAGAUUUGCAGACGAAAUAGCUCGGGAAGAGAAGGCACAGGUGUUUGCAAUAAGAAUCGAUUGUUCGGAUUCUAGAAGCGUGAGGGAAGCAUUUGAAGGAGUGCUUUCACUGGGGUUCGUGGAAGUCCUCGUUUACAAUGCUUACCAACCAGUCUCAUGGAAACCCACUUGCUUCCAAGAUCUCACCAUCGAUUCCUUUCAGAAAUCCCUCGCUGUUUCAUCCCUCGGUGCCUUCCUCUGCGCUCAACAGGUGCUGCCGGGUAUGGUUGAAAGAGGAAAGGGCACGAUUCUCUUUACGGGCUGUUCCGCUUCUCUAAACGGCAUUGCUGGAUACCCAGAACUAUAUGAGACAGGCUGUGGGAAAUUCGCUUUGAGAGCACUAUCGCAAUGCUUGGCGAGGGAAUUUCAACCUCAGGGAGUGCACGUAGCUCAUGUCAUCAUUGACGGUGUUGUUGGCCCACCAAGAGGAGCUACGAUGUUGCCUCAGAGAGGUUCGAUUGGGGAGCAAAGCAGUGGAGGUGAUGGAACUAUGGACCCGGACGCCUUGGCUCAAACCUACUGGCACUUGCACGUUCAGGACCGUAACGCUUGGACCCAAGAGAUGGAUCUUCGGUCCUCUUCUGCUAGAUUCUUCUAGCUACUUCCCCCACCUUCCAUUUAAUGUCUCUCUAUUAUUUUCAAUUCUCUAAUCUCCUCUCAAUCAUUUCAUCUCUCAUUUCUGAAGCCAUUAAUUAAUUAUGUUGGUAGUUUGCUGUGCUAAAUUAUAUAUAUAUAUAUAUAUAUAUAUAUAUAUAUAUAUCUACAUGUAAAAUAUG